Notothenia coriiceps (black rockcod) is the source of this 2490-nucleotide messenger RNA. It is a transcript of the gene trpv1, whose product is annotated as transient receptor potential cation channel, subfamily V, member 1. NCBI's taxonomy places the organism in Eukaryota, Metazoa, Chordata, Actinopteri, Perciformes, Nototheniidae. Bases 104 to 2428 code for a protein of 774 amino acids. Gene Ontology annotation, cellular component: plasma membrane. The record is from RefSeq and is a predicted model, not a curated record. Gene Ontology annotation, biological process: calcium ion import across plasma membrane. The transcript has 16 exons. Gene Ontology annotation, molecular function: protein binding; calcium channel activity.
CAGGAAGCAAAUCAGCGAUUAAACAAAGGAAACUCGCUUAUGAAAAUAUCAUGCACCAACCUUACUAAGAAUAGUAGCAUUUCAAAAGGAGCAGGGGGUGGAGAUGGAGAAGUCAGAGAUGUUUGGCAUCUCUUUGGAGACAGACAACAGGACGAUGGAGGAGAAAGCGCGGCACAGAGCUGCGCAUAAGGGCGGUUCAGGCAAUGAGCCGCCCAAGGCUCCAAUGGACACUGAUUACCAGGAAGAGAUGGAGAUCCCCAAGCCUAAAAUCAGAAUGAAUGCCAACUUUGACAAAGAGAUUCAAGGAUUGGAUCCCAGUGGAAGCACAGACAACAGGUUUGGUAUCGACAGGCUGUUUGAAGCGGUUGCCAGCAGGGACGUCCAAAAGCUGGACGGCCUGCAUCAGUACCUGCAUCGGAACAGGAUGAAACUGUCCAACUCUCUGUAUCAGUCUUACGGUAAAACGGCCCUCAUGAAGGCUCUGCUGCACCUCAUGGAUGGCAAAAACGAGACGGUGGAGCUUUUGAUCGACAUUUCAGAGAAGAUGAAAGACAUUAAUGAGUUUGUAAAUGCGGCCUACACUAACGUCUACUACAAAGGUCAGACAGCUCUUCAUAUAGCCAUUGAGAGGAGGAGUCUCUCCUAUGUGGAGCUGCUGCUCAGUAAAGGAGCAGACGUCCACGCCAAAGCCUGCGGAACUUUCUUCCAGCCACACGAUGGCCCCAACUUCUACUUUGGUGAGCUGCCUCUGUCUCUGGCAGCCUGCACCAACCAGCCCGACGUAGUGGACUUCCUCAUGAAGAGCGAGUACCAACGCGCAAGUGCUGAGCUAACUGACUCUCAUGGAAACACUGUGCUGCACGCCCUGGUGGUGGUGGCUGAUAACUCUGCCGAUAACACAGAGUUUGUUACCAAAAUGUAUGACCGCAUCCUCAAGACCAAUGCCGAACUUCACCCCAAGUCGAAGCUGGAGGACAUCGAGAACAACAAUGGGCUGACGCCUCUCAAAAUGGCUGCCAAGACUGGCAAGAUUGGGAUUUUUUCACACAUCCUAAAACGUGAAUUCCAAGAGAACAAAGCCAAACAUCUGUCCCGUAAGUUCACAGAGUGGGUUUACGGGCCCGUCCAGAGCUCCUUGUACGACCUGGCCUCGGUGGACUCGUACCAGGAGAACUCAGUCUUGGAUAUUCUUGUGUACGGCAGUGACAUUCCUAACCGCCACGAGAUGCUCCAGAUGGAGCCUCUGAGCCAUCUGCUGGACGAGAAGUGGAAGAAGUUUGCUGGUCGAAUGUUUUUCCUCAACCUCCUGGUCUACAUCCUGUACCUGAUCAAUUUCACCCUUGUGGCCUACAACAAGAAAUUUGGGCUGCCGCCGUUUACCCUCGAACACACCACUCUGGGUUACCUGUACGUUUCAGGCCAGCUAGUGACAGCGCUGGCAAACUGCUAUUUCUUUGUCAUAGGGGUCAUGGACAUGUAUAGGAAACGGCCGAAGCUGCAGACGUUGCUGAUUGACGGAUAUUAUGAGAUUCUUUUUUUUUUUCAGGGCUUCCUGUUCCUGUUCACAGCCGGGCUGUAUUGGUCGGGGAUGGAGCAGUACCUCAGCGUAAUGGUGGUGUGUCUCGCUCUCAGCUGGGUCAACAUCCUCUAUUUCUCCAGGGGCGACAGACACAUGGGCAUCUACAGCAUCAUGAUACAGAAGAUGAUCCUCUGUGAUAUCAUGCGCUUCCUCCUUGUCUACAUUGUCUUCCUCUUUGGAUUUUCAGCAGCGGUGGUCAGUCUGCUCAUAGAGCCUGCGGGAAACACCACUGUGGUUGAGACGCCGGGAAAGGGGCGUUUGUAUAUUACAGUUGCUCCUGAGGAUUGUGUAAAGCCCUCCUACAGGAGCAUCACCUUCACCAUCCUGCAGCUCUUCAAGUUCACAAUCGGCAUGGGGGACAUGGAAUUCAUCCAGGACCACAAGAGCAGUGAGGUCUUCUAUGUGCUCCUUAUCGGGUACAUCAUACUCACCUACAUCCUGUUGCUCAACAUGCUCAUCGCCCUCAUGAACUGCACCGUGGAGAAGACCACCAAGGAGAGCACCAGCAUCUGGAAGCUACAGAGGGCCAUCACCAUCCUGGACAUGGAGAAAAGGCUGUCUAGCUGUCUGAGGAAGAGGUUUCGCUGUGGGGUGGAGAAGAACCUCAGGACUACUCUUGGAGACGACCGUCGCCGGUGUUUCAGAGUGGAGGAAGUCAACUGGAACAAAUGGAACAGCAACCUGGGCAAAAUCAAUGAGGAUCCGGGGUGCUGGGAUCGCGCCCAGCAGCCUGCAGCGCACACCCCGCCCAACAGAGGGAGGAGCUGGAGAGGCUUUUUCACAGAGGGCAGUCGGCAGCAGGCAUAUCAGUCCUCAGAGAUGAAUCUUCUGAACCCCCCAUCGGUCUAAAGACACACCAGAGAGCUUCACACUGGCUGCCCGGACAUCAAGGCAUUUACAUUUAAAGACAG